This is a messenger RNA of Acanthocheilonema viteae, 420 nucleotides long. The record is from the annotation of a GenBank genome assembly. NCBI's taxonomy places the organism in Eukaryota, Metazoa, Nematoda, Chromadorea, Rhabditida, Onchocercidae.
AAUGAUGAUUAUGACGAAGAAUUCGGAAUUGAAACAGUUCCUUCUAUUAAAACCAGUACUGUAAGUUAUGUUACGGAAAAUAUCAAAGAUAAAUCAACAUUAUACAUAAUGGAAAACGAUAAUCAAAAAGUUGCAACAAAAGAAUAUUACACGGUAGCAUCUUCUCCCAUUCCAACUGAUUCCGACGAUACCGAUCAAAAUCUACGAAAACAGCAAAAUUAUGAUCCGAAAAUGAAAAUUUUGCCGGGUGAAGAUAAACUUAAUGAAACUAUGAAAUAUUCCAAUAUGAAACAACCACGGAAUCAAAAUGAUAGAAAAAUCCGGCGCAAAGAGAUCACCGGAUCCGGUGCAAUGGCAUUGCACAAAUUGAAAAUACGUGAUAUUGUUGCUUUAGUUUCAUUUGCUUUCAUAAUGCUAUAA